This is a messenger RNA of Acanthosepion pharaonis, 888 nucleotides long. The record is from the annotation of a GenBank genome assembly. NCBI's taxonomy places the organism in Eukaryota, Metazoa, Mollusca, Cephalopoda, Sepiida, Sepiidae.
AUGUUAAUCCGUUCAUUCUCUAGCUAUCGAGCUCAAAUUGAUCUAUCUAUCUAUCUAUCUAUCUAUCUAUCUAUCUAUCUAUCUAUCUAUCUAUCUAGGAAGCUAGAUAGAUAUCAAUCGGACUUCAUUCAGAUUAAAGUUCCUAAUCUAUCUAUCUAUCUAUCUAUCUAUCUAUCUAUCUAUCUUCUAUCUAUCUAUCUGUGUUUUGUUCAUAUCAUUGCAAUAUUGUCUUAUCUAUCUAUCUAUCUAUCUAUCUAUCAUAUCAUUAUCAUCUAUCUAUCUAUCCUUUUAUUAUAUAUCUAUUAUCUAUCUAUCUAUCUAUUCAUUAUCUAUCUCUAUCCUUUCUUUUAUUCAUAUCUAUUCUUCAUCUAUCUAUCUAUCUAUCUAUCUAUCGAUUCGACUGUUCUUAUCUAUCUAUCUAUCUAUAUAUCUAUCUUUAUCUCUUUAUUCAUAUCUAUCUAUCUAUCUAUCUAUCUAUCUAUCUAUUCGACUGUUCUUAUCUAUCUAUCUAUCUAUUUAUCCUUUUCUCUUUAUUCAUAUCUAUCUAUAUAUCUAUCUAUCUAUCUAUCUAUCUAUCUAUCUAUCUAUCUAUCUAUCUAUCUAUCCUUUUCUCUUUAUUCAUAUCUAUCUAUAUAUCCUUUUCUCUUUAUUCAUAUCUGUCUAUCUAUCAAUAUAUCUAUCUAUUCGACUGUUCUUAUCUAUCUAUCUAUCUAUCUAUCUAUCUAUCUAUCUAUCUAUCUAUCUAUCUAUCUAUCCGACUGUUCAUAUCUAUCUAUCUAUCUAUCUAUCUAUCUAUCUAUCUAUCUAUCUAUCUAUCUAUCUAUCUACUUCCAAAUAUAUAUACACGUAGUCCUUCAGAUUUUUUUUCUUUCGCCAUUCAUAUUAUAA